AUGGAAUCUCAAAUAAUGUUGCAAGAGUCGGAUGUUAGUGCCAGGAAAGCAACAAUAAUAUAAACUUAGUCCAAAAUUGAGUAAAAGCCUCUAAGAGAGCUCAUUUAAUAAUCUGAGGUAAUUGAAGUGAAAAUUGGCUAAAUAAUUGAGUGUAUGUUAUGUUCCAAGAUUUUGUUUGAUCCAGUUCAAUGCAGAAAUUGCUAAACUUGCUUUUGCUAAAUUUGCACAAAAAUCUGGCUUGGUGAAGGUAAUAAUAAGUGCCCAAAUCUUUGUGCUUAUGACAUGACAUAGUUGAGUGAAGUUAAUCAGUAAAAUCUAGAAAUGACAUAACUUCAAGGUUGCAAAUAUUAAAAUUGUAAUUUGUACAAGCAGCCUAUAACUUAUCAAAAUCUAAAGGAUCAUUAUCUCUUGCAAUGUGAGGAAUAAGUUGUUUAAUGCCCACUUAAUUGUGGUUAAAAAUUUAUCAGAAAAGAGAGAUUUAGUCAUAUACUCACUUGCAUAAACUGUAAAAAAAAGUGUCAUGACUGUGGUUAUGAGUUCAAGGAGAACAUAGAUGACAAUGACUUUCAUGAUUGUUACAAAUAUCUGAAUGAUAAAAUCCAGUACUACAAAUAAGGAUAUUCAAAGAUUGAAAAGGAAAUGUACAAUUAUAAGUAAAAAUCAGAAAAUGAUAAACUACUUUUGAUGUUUUCUGAUAGAUUAGCUAAGUAUGAUCCAGAGUAUUUUUAAACAAAUAUUCACAUCAAUCCGAUAAGAAAAAUUAGAUUUGGAGAACUGAAAACGAUGAGAGAAUGGUUUUGUGAUGGUAAAAAGAUUAAAAGGUGCAGUUCUCAUUACUAAAAUGAGUUAUAGAGAGAGAAUUACUAGCACUAUGUAUAUCAUUGUGAGUAGUGCGGUUUUGAUUUUUGUCAAGAAUGCUAUUCUCAAUAGGGGAAUAAACAUCACCACCCACUUGAGAAACUAACUUUUGGAUAAUUAAUAUAAAAAAAUAAUAAUUACAUUUAAGGCUAUAUUUGUGAUGGGAAUAAACUUUAGACUUGCAAAUACCCUCACAAGCCGCAUACUGAUCAACUUGAAAUAUUGUACUAUGAUGAAGAAUAGGACUUCAAACUUUGCUAUUUCUGCUUCACUACACAUGCUAUUUAUGAAGAUGACAAUGAAUGA
Messenger RNA from Stylonychia lemnae, 1164 nucleotides. The record is from the annotation of a GenBank genome assembly. Lineage: Eukaryota; Ciliophora; Spirotrichea; Sporadotrichida; Oxytrichidae.